AUGAAUUUGUGUAUAGCAUACGUAUAUCUACUAAUACUAAUAAUAGUCGGAUGUGUUAAAUGUGCUGAUAAACCUAAUCAGCUGUCAAACGACAAACAAAGCUCAAAAAAAGACCGAGAUACUAAUAAUAAAGAUAAUAAACCUUUGAGAUUAGUAGAAUAUGGUGAUAAUGAAGAUAGUGAUCCUUUGAAAUUAGUAGAAUAUAGUGACAGUGAUGAAGAAGAAGAUUUUGAAAAUUUCGAAGUGACAGAAACUAGAGAUGAACAUGAAGGUAUUGAUACAGCAGAAAGUCAAGCUACUGAAAGACCUGAACUACAGAAGCAAGAACCUAAAUCACCUGAGACAACUGAACAGUUACAACCUAAAGAUGAUAAAACUGUUGAUAAAAGUGAUCAAGAUCUAUUAAAACAAAAGGGUUUUAGUCAACCUACACAACCAGAACCAGAAAACAUGGUUCCAGGAGAAACACCUAAAUAUUAUCUUUUUUCUGCCAUACCUGAUCAAAACGGCCAACACAAACUCAUUCCAAUUACUUAUUUGGAAUACAUACCUCCUGUUCAACAACCUGUACAGUACUAUUUACCUCAACAAACAAUGCCUAUGGUUGGACCAUAUUUAACAGUACCAGGAGCUCAAUAUGAAUUUUAUGGUCCAGAACAACCUAUAAUUUAUUAUGCACCAACAUAUCAGGAUCAACAAUUUUAUGGACCUCCUUUAGCAGGAAACGAAUUUCAACAUCAAUUUUAUGGACCUCCUAACUACUGUCCUGAACAACCAGUUCCAGAUCAAUCAAAGGGAGAUAAACAAGACCAACCUCCUGCUCAACAACCUAGUGAAUGUGACAAACCAGAAGAACAGAAUGGUGAGCCUGGAGAAGAAGGAGCAGUUGGAGGAGCUGAAGAUGACGAAGACAACGGGUCUGAAGGUGGAGAUGAAGAAGAUAAUUUUGAUGUAACUGAAACUAUUGGGCAAACUCAGGAUCCUGAAGGUGAUAAAAAGGAAGCUUAUUGUAAGGAAAUCAAGUUUUUUAAAAUAAAUGAUAAAGGAAAAUUGGAUCUAAUGAAUGAAGAAGAGUUCAAAAUUGAAUAUUCAAGUACAAAUUUGGUAAGAUAUUUAUUAAAAGGGAAUCUAGAAGUAUUAAUGUGUAACGAUGAAGUCGUUUAUACUCAUGUAUAUUUAACUGAAUAUUCCAUUACAAUUACUUAUGAUAAAAUCCCCAAUACAUUUAUAAUUGAGUUUCCGGAUUUUUUUCUUGUAGUUUUUUUGGUUAGAGGCAGUUGGAGAUUACAAAAACGAAGACGCCCUGAUCUCAAACUUUUUAAAGAGGAUGUCACCGGUAAAGAGAUUGAAAUGACCUCUGAAGAUUACAAAAUUCGGUUGAGUUCAAGGAGGUCGUUUAAAAUCAUAAUAAUGAAAAAUGUCCAUUGCACUAAAGUUAUUGUCAACAAUCUAGUUGCAUGGAAAAAAACGGAUGAUGAUACUGAUCUUUGUGGAUUUGGUCUAACUUCUGGAAAUUAUAUAGUCUUUUUUUUCAGAGGGUAUAUAAGAGUAUUAGUUGUAAAGAAUGGGCGUUAUAAAUUAUGUUAUACCAAACCAAAUAGAAAAUAUUUAUAAAAUAAAUCAACCUAACAUACCAAAAAUAAUGCAAUUAUACGCAAUUAUUCAUAUUCAAUCUGUAAAACAUAAGUUAUAUUAUUAAGAAUUUAAAUCUCAAACUUAGUUGAUCAUCAAUAUAUGUAAACUGUAAUUAA
Messenger RNA from Theileria parva strain Muguga, 1751 nucleotides. Its product is annotated as SVSP family protein. The record is from RefSeq and is a predicted model, not a curated record. Bases 1 to 1614 code for a protein of 537 amino acids. The transcript has a single exon. NCBI's taxonomy places the organism in Eukaryota, Apicomplexa, Aconoidasida, Piroplasmida, Theileriidae.